CCGGCGCUGGCCAUGAAGCGGCCCAGGGAACCCAGCGGCUCUGACAGCGACUCCGACGGACCCAUCGACGUGGGCCGCGAGGGCGAGCUGAGCCAGAUGGCCAGGCCGCUGUCCACUCCUAGCCCUUCGCAGAUGCAAGCUAGGAAGAAACGCCGAGGGAUUAUAGAGAAACGGCGCCGAGACCGUAUCAACAGCAGCCUUUCUGAACUGCGACGCUUGGUCCCCACUGCCUUUGAGAAACAGGGCUCCUCCAAGCUGGAGAAGGCUGAGGUCCUGCAGAUGACAGUGGAUCACUUGAAAAUGCUCCACGCCACUGGUGGGACAGGAUUCUUUGAUGCCCGAGCCCUGGCAGUUGACUUCCGGAGCAUCGGUUUUCGGGAGUGCCUCACCGAGGUCAUCAGGUACCUGGGGGUCCUGGAAGGGCCGAGCAGCCGUGCAGACCCUGUCCGGAUUCGUCUUCUCUCACACCUCAACAGCUACGCAGCUGAGAUGGAGCCUUCUCCCACGCCCGCUGGCCCCCUGGCCUUCCCUGCCUGGCCCUGGUCCUUCUUCCAUAGCUGUCCAGGGCUGUCGGGCCCCAGCAACCAGCUCACCAUCCUGGGAAGAGUGCCCGGGCCCAUCGUCCCCAGCGCCUCCUCUCUUGUUUACCCCAUCCCCCCCCUCCGCACCACUCCCGUGCGCCGAGCCGCUGGUGCCGUCCUGCCAGCCCGGAGGAAUUUGCUGCCCAGUCGAGGGGCAUCUUCCACCCGGAGGGCCCGUCCCCUGGAGAGGCCCGCCGCCCCCCUCCCCGUGGCCCCUAGCAUCAGGGCUGCCAGGAGCAGCCACAUGGCACCCCUCGCGCGAUCUUCUUCCCCCGUGCUCCCUGGCAUCAUGGGGUCCCCUGCUUAUGUGGGUGUUCCUGCCCCCAGGCCUUCUUCCCCAGGGGCUGCUGUGCUCUGCCACUCCUGGGUCUCUGAAAUCACUGAAAUCGGGGCUUUCUGAGCUGGCUUCUCCCCAGGAGCGAGGAGGGUUCUUUUUCCAGGAGCUGUAAAAACAGUGCUGUCGUCUGCCCCGCUUCCUGGCCUGCCUCACCUAUCUCUGAAGGCCCCUUCCUCCUCUGGCCCGUCUCCCCUCCUCACUGCCCGUCCACCCAGCUCUCCCGGAGCUGUCGUGAUCUCAGAGGCCUAGUGUCAUUUCUUACCUGGACAAAUAAGUCGUGGGAGGGCCCCCACUAGCUUUGCCCAGACUCUUUCCUGUCCCCCCUGCACACAGGGGGCAGCAGGCAUGAUCUAAGGUCUGGGAGCAAAGCUUUCACCUAAAAGGCACAGUGGCCUCAGGCAGGCUGCUUGCCUAGAGAGAUCAGACCCCAGCCAGAGCAGUGACUGACGGGUGCAGCCUUCCCGGGCCCCAGCACCAGGACAUAGUGUCUGCCUUGCUUCUGGAGACAGUAACUGAGCAGGGGCCCCAAAGCUGUCUCCAGAGAACCCCUGCCCACCCCAUUGCAGUGAACCACAGGACAGCCCCCCCAUCCACCACAGCCAAGGCCUGGGGAUUAGGGGCCCAGCAGGGCCUGCUCGGACCGCCUUCCCCACUGCAGAUACCUACCCUCCAGCUACCCCACGCUUCCCUGCACAGAGCUGGGAGGGGUCUGGCCAGCAAUAGGACUCCAACAAAACAGGGGCGGCGCCCCCAGACAAGAGCCAGGACGGAGCAAAGAGAACCCAGCUCCUGGCCGCUCGCACCGUCACCAGCCUCCAGAUGUGUGGUCCCUGCUGGGUGCACAGUGUGGAAGGUCAUGUUCCCAUGUGAUGGCGCCCAGAGAGGAACCCUCUUGGGAUUCAGCGCCAGACGUUUGUGCCGCCUGGUUUGUAUCCGGCUCACAGAGCCCAGACCGUGGGGACAGCCAAGGGCCAUCAGGCUGGACAAAAAUAACUGCAAGGAGGGGCGAGAGGAGGGACGGUCAGAGGCGGCUCGGCCCUUCAAGGUCACACGGUGGGUCAAGGGCCUGAGAUCCUGUUCACCCAGGAUUCCGCGCAGCUGGCUCUGCUCAGAGGCCAUUUCAUUACCCAGCUCUGCUCGGGCCACUUUUCCCCUAACAGAGGGCACAAAUGGCCUGGUGGUGUCCCAGUCGAACAGCAGAGACUGAGCAAGAUUAGGGCAGACCCAGGACUGACAGAUGGACCAGUACUGCCAGACCAGUUGUAAGAAUGUAGAACCACUUCUGUGCUUGUUGGCAAAUGUUCACUUCCCCUGAGUGCCUUUAAGUGGCCCCCUGCCCUGGGCUCCCGCAGGACCCCAUUCCGGUUAAUGCCUGGCAGACCCAAGGCUAUGGGGUCCUCCAGCUGGCAAUUCCUUGGUGCUUAUUCACACUGGUUAUUAAAUACUUCCUUCGAAUGUCACCCCCGGGAAGAUUCUUUCACCGUCACUCUUUGACGGGACUACCCUCCCCAGAGACUAAAUUGAGGAGAUCCUUGGGCUCAGAAGUAGAGUUUGCUAAAACCCUGGGGGAGAGGGCCCUUUCAGAGAAGUAGGGCAGGGGGCAGAGAUCAUUUAAAUGACCCAGAAAUCCCUUUUGAAAAAGGCAAAUUCCUCAAGAAGGCAAGAAGAGCUGAAGUGUUCUUUCAGUCCUCAGCGUUAGUCUGAUCAGAUCUCUGUCCUCCCGGAUGGCAUCUGAGAUGUGUAGCAGUGGGCGAGAGGGCGUCGUUUUAAGGAGGGGGUCGCUGGCCUAGAGUGCUCCUGAGGGAGACAGACAGGGAGGGCAGGGUGGUCGGCAGGCUCCCAGGAGUGGGGAGGGGGGGGACAGAAAGCAGAGCCCAACUUGUCCUUUCUCACAGAGGACAGGAGGGGCUGCUCCUGCUCCGAGGCUCCCUUCUUCCCCUCCUCGUCUCCCUGGCUAUCCCAGCUGGUGGCUCACUGCUCCCUUGAUGCCACGUCAGUGCCGCAAUCCUGCAGUUUGGCAGCUUGACAGCCCGAGAAUAUGGAAAGCCCGUUUCACAUUUCCAGUCCCCAACUCCAGAAGAGUCUGUUGACACCGUCGAAUGAGAUGGAAACGGCCCAGAACUUUCAGCAUCUGAGUUGACCUUGGGUUCAAUCUCCCCUGAGAGAUGGGGGUGGGGGAGAAUGGUGACCAUGUAUUUGUUUUCAGGGUUGAGGACUUGUAUCUUUUGUUUCUAUCCCCAACCCUUUCUGGUGUCCCCAACUCCUACCCCAUUGCUGGGGCUGUUGCAGGCAUCCAAUAAAGUUGUUUUC
Molecule: messenger RNA, 3228 nt
Organism: Hyaena hyaena (striped hyena)
Lineage: Eukaryota; Metazoa; Chordata; Mammalia; Carnivora; Hyaenidae
Gene: HEYL
Product: hes related family bHLH transcription factor with YRPW motif like
Exons: 5
Coding region: 13-981 (322 amino acids)
Biological process (GO): Notch signaling pathway; regulation of neurogenesis; circulatory system development
Cellular component (GO): nucleus
Molecular function (GO): RNA polymerase II cis-regulatory region sequence-specific DNA binding; DNA-binding transcription factor activity, RNA polymerase II-specific; protein dimerization activity
Source: RefSeq, a predicted model, not a curated record